Molecule: messenger RNA, 1884 nt
Organism: Marmota flaviventris (yellow-bellied marmot)
Lineage: Eukaryota; Metazoa; Chordata; Mammalia; Rodentia; Sciuridae
Source: RefSeq, a predicted model, not a curated record
AUGAGCCGUGUUCGGGAUGCUGGCUGUGUAGCUGCAGGGAUAGUGAUUGGGGCUGGUGCCUGGUACUGCGUCUACAAAUACACCAGGGGAAGAGACCAGAAGAAGAAGAGACUGGCCAAGCCCAAGAACCGGGCUGCAGCUGGGACUGGAGCCAGGGCUAAAGCUGGGCUAAGGGCUGGGUUCACUAUUGACCUUGGGCCAGGAUUCAGUCCCCCAGCCCCAGUCCAUACUGGGGCAGAGGACAAGGCUCAGGAUGAAGCCUCUGCUCUUGAUACUACAGGAGCUGAGACAGUGGUCCCAGCUGUGUCUAGCCCUGAGGCUCAGAGUGGGGCAGGAAAUCAGGUCCAGGAGACAGAUGGAGCUGGAGUUGGGCCUAAGACUGAAUCAGUAGUCGUGGCUGCAGCAGCCUCUUCAGUGGCACCACCUCCUAUAGUGGCAGAGGCUCCCACAGCUGCAGAGGUCCCUGCAGUGGCAGAAGCUCCCAGCACAGCAGAGGCGUCAAGGGCUUCAGCACCUCCCAGAGCGGCAGUGACUCCCGGGGCAGCAGCACCUCCCAGGGCAGCAGCACCCUCAGAAGCUGUGGAGGCUCCUGGGGUGGCAACACCUACUGAGGUAGCCCGGACUUCUGGAAUGGCAGCACCUGCAGAGGUGGUUGAGUCUCCUGUGCCCACACAGCCUGCUGGGUCAGCAGCACCUACUGGGGCUGCAGAGGCUCCUGGAACUUCAGGGUCCCCUAGAACAGCAGUAGCUGGCAAGAAAGCAACCCCUGGGGCUCACACUGGGGCUAUACCUAAGGCUGCCUCUGCCACUGGAGCUGUGCCCAAAGGUGGAGCCAAGGGUGGAACCCGGUCCCGGACUGGAGGCAAAGGCAAGAGCAAGAAAAGCAAGGUUGAAGUAGAUGAAUUGGGAAUGGGAUUCCGCCCUGGGGAUGGGGCUGCAGCAGCUGCUGCAGCCUCCGCUAAUGGGGGAGAGGCUUUCCUAGCAGAGGUCCCUGAUUCUGAGGAAGGGGAAUCUGGUUGGACUGACACAGAGUCGGAUUCAGAUUCUGAACCAGAAACCCAGCGCAGAGGGAGAGGGAAAAAACCUGUUCCCAUUCAGAAGCGCCCCUUUCCUUAUGAAAUUGAUGAGAUUCUGGGUGUCCGAGAUCUCAGGAAAGUACUUGCCUUGCUUCAGAAAUCAGAUGAUCCCUUCAUUCAACAGGUAGCUUUGCUCACCUUGAGCAACAAUGCCAAUUAUUCAUGUAACCAAGAGACGAUUCGCAAAUUGGGAGGCCUCCCAAUUAUUGCAAACAUGAUCAACAAAACUGAUCCCCACAUUAAAGAAAAAGCCUUAAUGGCCAUGAAUAACUUGAGUGAAAAUUAUGAAAACCAGGGCCGUCUUCAGGUAUACAUGAACAAAGUAAUGGAUGAUAUUAUGGCCUCUAACCUGAACUCAGCAGUACAGGUAGUUGGACUAAAAUUUUUAACGAACAUGACUAUUACCAAUGACUACCAGCACCUGCUUGUCAAUUCCAUUGCAAACUUUUUCCGUUUGUUAUCUCAGGGAGGUGGGAAAAUCAAGGUUGAGAUUCUGAAAAUACUUUCCAAUUUUGCUGAAAAUCCAGAUAUGCUUAAAAAACUUCUCAGUACCCAAGUGCCAUCAUCAUUUAGUUCCCUGUAUAAUUCUUACGUGGAAUCAGAAAUUCUUAUCAAUGCCCUUACUCUAUUUGAGAUUAUCUAUGACAAUCUCAGAGCAGAAGUGUUCAACUACAGAGAAUUCAACAAAGGUUCCCUUUUUUACUUAUGCACUACAUCUGGAGUGUGCGUUAAGAAAAUUCGAGCCUUAGCAAAUCACCAUGACCUCUUGGUAAAAGUGAAAGUUAUAAAACUGGUGAACAAAUUUUGA